AUGACAGAAGCUGAUGCUGGUCAAAUAAAUAUGAAGGAUGCAGGCAUUAGCAUGCCCCAUAUAUAUGCUAUGUUAGCUAAUCAAGCAGGUGGUUAUGAGAAUGUUAAUUAUACCUUAAGGGAUAUGUAUAAUGAGAUUGCUAGGCGAAGAUGUCAUGUCCUAGGUGAUGCUAGAGCAGCAUUGCGAUACCUCAAAAACCAGAAAGAUGAAGAUCCUUGCCUCUAUUAUAAGCACAUAGUUGAUGCUAAAGGGAUGUUGCGAGCUUUAUUUUUGUUGGUAUUUGGAAGUGCUCUAAUUAUUGAUAAGAGUAAGGAUGUCUACGUGUGGUUGUUACAACAACUAUUGGCAGCCAUGAAGAAAAAAACACCUGUAUCUGUGAUUAUAAACAUCAAUGAAGAGGUUGAAGCUGACUAUGUUUCCAUAUUUGGUCUUCCGAUACUUAAAACAGCAUUGGAACCUUUAGAAAGGCCUGCAAGAAUGAAGGUUGUACAAGAUGAGGCAUUUGAGUCAUUUGUGCUUUAUACAAUAUCUAAAUAUAGAAGUUUAAAUACUUCAUGGGAGGUGUCUAUUGAUAACGAAAUGACGAAUUUCAAUUGUUCAUGCUUAAGGAUAGAAUCUUUUAGAAUUCCAUAUUGGUGCCGGCAACUGUCCUAUAUUGCUAGUCGAAGGAAGGAGAGAUUCCACCUUAUUCGGGAUACUGUUAUAAGCCUAAUCGAAGAUUUCAAAAUUGAGGAUGGACAAGAGAAGCAAAAAGACUUGGAUGCAGAUGCAGAAAUGAGAUUUUGA
Arachis ipaensis is the source of this 786-nucleotide messenger RNA. Lineage: Eukaryota; Viridiplantae; Streptophyta; Magnoliopsida; Fabales; Fabaceae. The record is from RefSeq and is a predicted model, not a curated record.